This is a messenger RNA of Mucor velutinosus, 537 nucleotides long. RefSeq lists its product as uncharacterized. The transcript has a single exon. Bases 1 to 537 code for a protein of 178 amino acids. The record is from RefSeq and is a predicted model, not a curated record. NCBI's taxonomy places the organism in Eukaryota, Fungi, Mucoromycota, Mucoromycetes, Mucorales, Mucoraceae.
AUGACACUCUCUCCAACCUCUCAGCACCAUCAUCCACAAACAUCAGUUGAUAUCAUCAACAUUUCAACUGGUUUUGGAACAACAACUCCUCCAUCUGCCUCUCCAGCGAGUGAACAGCAACUUUCAACCUUUAUGAUUGAGGUUCGAAAUCGCUUAGCUCGUCUGGAAACCGCCCAUGUCGAAAUUGAGCGGUUAAAAACAGCCCUGGCAGAGUCUGAGGCUGCUCGUCACGCUCUCGAAGCCCAACUUGCAGCUGCUACUGGUACUACAACUAGCCUGGCUCCCAAACCAUCAUCAUCUUGCCCACCUCCUGCCACUACUACAACCACAACAGCAUCAGCAUCAACUACAUGCACCAAUGCUACCUCUGCCACCAUUUUGUCUCCAGGAAAUCAACCAUCUUUUGCUGCCGUCGUUGCAUCUAAUACAGGUGCAAAGCGUAAGAAGAAGCCUGCUGCUCGUCCUCCUCCAUCUGCCACCAAGGCAUCCGCUACUCUUGCUCGUCUUUUUGCUCCUCAAAGUGAUAUACCUGUUUAG